AAAAUUACUCCGUAUAAAAAGGGAAAGAGAGAGGGAAGAGAAACGUUUUCCUUCCAUUUCCCUUUCGAUUUUCCUCAAAGUUUGAAACACAACUCUGUCGACGGUACGCUCUGUCGUCGGCCAUUUGUCCUUCGAUGAAAUUAUGGAUUUCCAGCAAAAUAUGUGUGUGCAGCUAUUUAUGAAGGAUUAGGUCUGGAUUUUGCACUCUUUCUUUUGGUCGCUUCAUCUAAUUUAUCUGUAUAACUACGAGGUCUCUGGAAAGAGAAGACAAAGAAAAAUUGUUCAGCGGAGGAGGAGGUAAUUUCCUAGAAGGAGCCCAUGAGGCAGGCAGAUGAUUGAGCGAUUUGUAGAGUUAUUAGUCGGUAAUUUAUUUACUUACGGCAGACGGAGCAGAGGAAGAUGAAGGCUUGUGUUAAUCGGUCUUGUGCACGGACACGAAAGGAGGACACUGGAAUUGGUGAAUUGCCUGACGAAAUUCUUGUCCUCAUUCUGUCCCGCUUGACAGUUAAUGAAGCGGCCAGAACUAGUGUCCUCUCUCAUAGAUGGGAACAUCUCUGGAAAUAUUCCACCAGUAGUUUUGAUUUAAGGGCUCCAGAAGUUGGGUUUGGGUGGGAGGGUGGUUCUGGGUCGCAUCUUUCUCGUUUUAGUGGAAAGUCCAAUUACGUGAAUUGGGUGAACCGUGUAUUGGGAUCACAUAGGGGCCAGACUCUGGAUGAGUUUAGGGUCUUCUUUAAACUGGGAAAAAAUUACGAGGAGAUGAUCAGCUCGUGGAUUAACUUUGCAAUCAAAAAGCAAGUCCGGGUACUGGAGUUGGAUUUGGGAUUUGGGCGGGACAAUCAUCAUUUCACCUUCCCAUCGUGGUCUCAUCUUGGUUUUUCCAGCUUUAAAAACCUAUCAGCCCUCUAUUUGUCGCGCAUAGAUAUAACUGACCAAGUCAUUGCUGAUAUUUUAUCCAACUGCCCACUGCUUGAAGAACUAUCAGUGCGUUACUGUUCUACUCUUGUUGAUGUACAAGUCAACGCAGGGCCCAAUUCCAUCCUCAGUUUAAAGCACUUUGAGAUUUUCCGGUGUGGACCACUAAAAAGCAUUGAGAUCUCAGCUGUAAAUCUCAUCUCAUUCAAAUUUAUAGGUGCAAUGAUUUCCUUGUCUAUCAAGAAUGCUCCUAUUCUUGCUCAGCUGGAGAUUGGGGGAGACUAUUGUUAUGGUCUCAUUUCUGACCUUGGUGGGCUUCUGUUAGUCCACCCUUGCCAAUUAGAGAGGCUUGUUUUGGACCUCAACUGCAUGACACCGGUGGAUGCUAUGAAGGUGUUUCUCAGAGGAUUUGUUCAGUUCUGUAGAGUCAAGUAUUUGGAAUUGCGAGUGAGACUUAGGGAGCAGGAUGAGCAUAGCAUCCUAUUCCUCACUGUCAUGAUAGAGGCGUGCCCUUACUUGCAGAUAUUUAGGCUAGAGGUGACUAACUAUGCGAUGCGCCGUUUUCUAUAUGAAGAGCGCUCCAAAGAUUUGCCUGAUUUGUGGAGAAGGAUUUCACAAAGAAAGCCGACGAUGGAAGAUAUAAGGUCUUUUAGGGCGAUGGACUCAAACUUUCCACUGCCUUCAAGACACCACCACAACCAGAAUUUUUUGUAUCAGUGCCUUGAGACGGUGGAAUUAGUUGGCUUUUCUGGGCAUCCAGCUGAGCUUGAGCUUGCCAUAUACUUGUUAGAAAAUGCUGCUUUGCGCCUCCAAAGAAUAACUAUUGAUCCUCACCUCCAGCAUUUUGCCAGUGGUUUUAUGCUUGCAGAAAAAGUGCUAGCUGCUAGAGAAAGUGUGAAGCAAUUGGAAACAAAACUACCUUCAACAGCUAAAUUAGUGAUACUUUAAUAUAGCUUUGUAUUUAAGAUUAAAAAUUGUAUGGAUGCAUCAAUGGAUUCUGUAUUCGGUUUAUCUGAGGACCCUGAAUUCGUUGUAAUAUUUUGAGUGUUUUAUUGGCAAUUAAAUGAAGGCAAUUCUUGGCUUGUUUGUCA
Molecule: messenger RNA, 2003 nt
Organism: Rhododendron vialii
Lineage: Eukaryota; Viridiplantae; Streptophyta; Magnoliopsida; Ericales; Ericaceae
Product: F-box/FBD/LRR-repeat protein At1g13570-like
Exons: 3
Coding region: 400-1860 (486 amino acids)
Molecular function (GO): protein binding
Source: RefSeq, a predicted model, not a curated record